Messenger RNA from Sphenostylis stenocarpa, 795 nucleotides. NCBI's taxonomy places the organism in Eukaryota, Viridiplantae, Streptophyta, Magnoliopsida, Fabales, Fabaceae. The record is from the annotation of a GenBank genome assembly.
AUGAUAUAUGGCACUUCUGUCACAGCUUCCAAGUCACUGAUUUUCAGAACGCUAGUGUUGCAGAAGUCAUUGUAUUCUGGAGCAAAAUUCUCCUCCAAGUGUUUUCAAAGGAUGAUAAGAAUGGAAAAUAAUUUUAAUUUUAAUAGCAGCACAGAGGGAAACAAAAAGGAGUCUAGGGGUGCCUUGGUGGUCCUAGAAGGCUUAGAUCGUUCUGGGAAAUCUUCUCAGUGUAGCAGGCUAGUGUCCUUCCUGGAGGGACGAGGGAUCUCUGCUGAAUUAUGGAGAUUUCCUGACAGAACUACAAAUGUUGGGCAAAUGAUAUCUGCUUACCUUACUAACACAUCUCAGUUGGAUGAUCAUACUAUACAUCUCCUCUUCAGUGCUAAUCGUUGGGAAAAGAGGUCAAUGAUGGAAACAAAACUGAAAUCUGGAACAACUCUCAUUGUUGACCGUUAUUCUUAUUCUGGGGUGGCAUUCUCAUCUGCCAAGGGACUUGAUAUUGAAUGGUGUAAGGCCCCAGAGAUUGGUUUGCUGGCACCAGACGUGGUAGUAUACCUUGACAUAUCUCCUGAGAAAGCUGCGGAAAGAGGUGGGUAUGGAGGUGAGAGAUAUGAGAAGCUGGAAUUUCAGAAGAAAGUUGCUGAUUAUUACAAAGUUCUUCAUGAUGUCUCCUGGAAGGUUGUUGAUGCUUGCCUACCCAUGGAAGAUGUGGAGAAACAGUUGCAAGAAAUUGUACUUGAUUGUGUAACAGAAAGUGGAAAGGGGAAGCUCCUUUCCACCUUGUGGUCGAGGUAG